AUGUUAUCCAUAGAACAAGUGAAAUUUAUCUUAUUUCAAAAUAUGGAUCAAUCUACACAAGUCAAUUUUCCAAUAGUUCCUAAAUACGAAAAGAAAAUAUGGAGACACCAUACUUCUCAGGAUCUGUUUUCCUCGCUUCCCAACCCUCAAAGGAACAUUACGCCAACUAACUCUUGGUCGCAACUAAAGUCCCUACCUAGUCGACAAAGGCUGAACUUUACCUCGGACACGAUAAACAGGACUAAAAUAGCGUACUUGGAGAGCCCCGUUACGAAUUUAUCACAUCCCUCGCUAAUGGAGACCGCUCUGGGGUCCAUAUCCAGGGAGAGAACGCCUCCGUUUUCGAGCAAUUCCAGCGUUACUUCCAACGGUCCGUAUAUGGUUGUCCAACCAUCGCGACCAAAGGUGAAAUUACGAGACGAUGAAACUCAUCCGAAAGCUUACUGCCGAUGUUACGACGUCGAGACGUCGUCCAACAACGAUAAGAUGCAUCUCGCUAACACGUCGGAGGGCCUGUCGUGGCGAAGAUUGCACAUGUCCCGGGCUAAACUCAAAGCCACGGCCACCACGUCCGAACUCCUAUCGGGAUUCGCCAUGAUUGCAAUGGUAGAACUUCAAAUAAACACUCCGACCAACGUACCGGAAUGGCUGUUCGUGUUGUUUGCGGUGUGCACGACCGUCUUGGUGGCCGUCCACAUAUUCGCCCUGAUGAUCUCCACGUACAUCCUGCCCAACAUCGAGGCCAUAGCGAAGCUGGAAGUGUGCGAAAUGGUGACGGAGAGCCCGCACGAAAGAAUGAAGGGUUUCAUUGAAAUUGCGUGGGCGUUCUCGACCAUUUUAGGUCUUUUCCUGUUCCUAGUGGAGAUCGCCAUAUUGUGCUGGGUGAAAUUCUGGGAUUAUUCGUUUACGGCGGCAGUGGCGGCGACAGUGAUCGUUAUUCCCGUUUUGAUAACGUUCGUUUUGUUCGCAGCGCAUUUUUAUCAUUCGCUGGUCGUGUACAAAUGCAACACGUCCGAUAGCGACAUGGAGAAAUUGGAGAAUCUCAAAAAACAGUUAGACGAAGUGACAAUAACAAUGUGA
Messenger RNA from Phyllotreta striolata, 1080 nucleotides. Lineage: Eukaryota; Metazoa; Arthropoda; Insecta; Coleoptera; Chrysomelidae. The record is from the annotation of a GenBank genome assembly.